Molecule: messenger RNA, 1272 nt
Organism: Angiostrongylus costaricensis
Lineage: Eukaryota; Metazoa; Nematoda; Chromadorea; Rhabditida; Metastrongylidae
Source: the annotation of a GenBank genome assembly
AUGAGUCCUGCAGUGGGUGCAGUAUCAGUGUUGUUAGGCGCUCAAUGGGGUGACGAAGGCAAGGGAAAGAUCAUUGACUACCUCAUCGAGAAUUAUGAUGUGCAGGUAACUGCUCGUUGUCAGGGAGGUAAUAAUGCUGGUCACACCGUGGUAGCGAACGGAAGAACAUACGACUUUCAUAUUUUACCUAGUGGAAUUAUUAGCCAAAAGUGUUUCAACAUCAUAGGUAACGGUGUUGUAGUGAACUUGGAUGCUUUCUUUUCUGAGCUGGAACACAACGGAGUGCUCCAUGAACCCGGUUGGGAAAAGAGAAUUAUGAUUUCUGCCGAGGCGCACCUGGUACUAGGCGUUCAUGCCCAAGUUGAUGGACGCCAUGAGGCCAGUCUUGCUCAAAAUCACAAAAUUGGUACAACUCAUCGGGGUAUAGGACCCACCUAUUCGUCGAAAUGUUUUCGCAACGGGAUACGUGUUGCCGACCUGCUUGGUGAUUUCGAUGCUUUUUCUGAGAGGUAUCUUCGUCUUGUUGAACAUUAUAAAAAACAAUUUCCAUCAAUUGAAUUGGACACUGCGGCUGAACUUGCGCGAUUCAAGGAACAUCGUUCUAAGCUAAUCUCCUUCAAACUGGUAGGCGAUACCGUAGGGCACAUUCACGCGCUGCUAAAGCAAGGUCGUUCAGUAUUAAUCGAGGGGGCUAAUGGAGCCCUGUUGGAUAUUGACUUCGGGACCUAUCCAUAUGUAACAUCUUCAAAUGCCACUGCUGGUGGUGCUUGUACUGGGCUUGGAAUACCUCCCACCGCAAUUUCUCAAGUAUUCGGCGUUGUAAAAGCGUAUCAGACCCGGGUAGGCACUGGUCCCUUUCCCACUGAGUUGAAAGACGAAGUUGGUGAGCAACUUCAGUCAAUCGGAAAAGAAGUUGGUGUCACAACAGGUAGGAAGAGGAGAUGCGGCUGGCUUGACUUGUUUUUGCUACGUCGUAGUGCUCAAAUCAAUGGGUAUACGGCGCUAGCGCUGACAAAAUUGGAUAUUCUAGACUCAUUCAGAGAGAUAAAAGUCGCCGUAGGGUACCGCUUGAAUGGCGAAUCCCUCAGUGCUCCACCAGCGCAAGCAAUAGCGUGGGACCAUAUUGAAGUUGAGUAUCGAGUAUUCCCCGGAUGGGAACAACCGACUGCUCACGUAAGAAAAUGGGACGACCUACCAGCCAGGUGUCGCGAUUAUGUGUUGUUCAUUGAGAAGUUCAUUGAGGUAUGUCGUUAUAAAGGUUUUUUGUGUUAA